GGCGCGGGGCGCGCCGGGAGCGCGGGCGGAGCGGAGCCCUCGGUGUCCUCGGGCCGCCAUGCUGCCCGCCGCGCUGCCCGCCGCCCGCCGGGCGCUGCUGCCGCUGCUGCCGCCGCCGCGCCGCGGGGCCCCCGCCGGGCUGCGCGCGCUCGGCACCGGCCCCGCGCGGCGCUCGGAGGCGCUGGCCGGGGCGCCGCUGGACACGGCCACCAAGGAGUACUCGCCCAAGGUGCGGCAGCUGGUGCGGGACAUCGCGGGGCUGACGCUGCUGGAGGUGGCCGAUCUCAACGCGCUGCUCAAGGAGACGCUAAAGAUCCCGGACGUGGCGGUGAUGCCCGCGGCAGCCGCCGCCUCCCUGCUGCCCGCCCAGGCGGCUCCGCAGGAGGAGGAGGAAGUGGUCCCGCUCAAGAAAGAGAAAACUCAUUUCACCGUCCGGCUGACAGAGCUGAAGGCCUCUGACAAGGUGAAGCUGAUCAAGGAGGUGAAGAACUUCGUGCCUGGAGUGAACCUCGUGCAGGCAAAGAAGCUGGUGGAGUCCCUUCCGCAGGAGAUCAAGGCGAACGCGUCCAAGGAGGAAGCAGAGAAGAUCAAAGCAGCGCUAGAGGCAGCAGGAGGGACUGUUGUUCUGGAGUAGUCUCGCCAUGGAGAGACUGGUGCUACAGCUGCUGCCCAGGCCGGGCUCCGGACCUUUCUGAGUGCGUGUGGCACAGUGGGAGCACUCUCCCAGAGAAUGCUGUAUGGUUUGGCAGAGCUGUUAAUUCCUGCAAUCACCAUGAACUCUACCUUAUAAAUACCAAAAAAACCUGUAAAAUUAUUCAUCUUUCUCAAGUGCUGAUUACCCCCAUGCUCCCCAUGUCAUGGAAUCAGAAUGGUUUAUGGCAGAAGUGACCUUGAAAGAUCUAAUUCCAGCCCCUUGCUAUGGGCAGGAAUACCUUCUGCUAGGCGAGGUUGCUUCAAGCCUUGUGCAGCCUGGCCUUGAAGACUUCCAGGGAUGGGGCAGUCACAGCUUCUCUUCACAGCAGCGUGUGCCAGGGCCUCACCACCCUCACAGACAAAAAUUUAUUCCUAAUAUUUAAUCUAAACCUACUCUUAGUUUGAAGCCGUUCCCCCUUGUCCUGUCACUACACACUCUUGUAAAAAUUGCUCUCUCCGUCUUUCUUGUAGGCUCCCUUCAGGUACUGGAAGUUUGUACCAGCGCAUCAUGCACCUCUUUACACUGCC
Lonchura striata (white-rumped munia) is the source of this 1221-nucleotide messenger RNA. It is a transcript of the gene MRPL12, whose product is annotated as mitochondrial ribosomal protein L12. Gene Ontology annotation, biological process: translation. The record is from RefSeq and is a predicted model, not a curated record. NCBI's taxonomy places the organism in Eukaryota, Metazoa, Chordata, Aves, Passeriformes, Estrildidae. Gene Ontology annotation, cellular component: ribosome; mitochondrial large ribosomal subunit. Gene Ontology annotation, molecular function: structural constituent of ribosome; mRNA binding.